This is a messenger RNA of Pteronotus mesoamericanus, 1665 nucleotides long. RefSeq names its product solute carrier family 22 member 7 (gene SLC22A7). Bases 1 to 1665 code for a protein of 554 amino acids. Gene Ontology annotation, molecular function: transmembrane transporter activity. Lineage: Eukaryota; Metazoa; Chordata; Mammalia; Chiroptera; Mormoopidae. Gene Ontology annotation, cellular component: membrane. Gene Ontology annotation, biological process: transmembrane transport. The transcript is spliced from 10 exons. The record is from RefSeq and is a predicted model, not a curated record.
AUGGGAUUCGAGGAGCUGCUAGACCAGGUGGGAGGCUUUGGGCCCUUCCAACUUCGGAAUAUGGCCCUGCUGGCCCUGCCUCGCAUACUGAUGCCCAUGCACUUCCUCCUACCCGUCUUCCUGGCUGCUGUGCCUGCCCAUCGUUGUGCCCUGCCUGACACCCCUGUCAACUUCAGCCACCAGGACACAUGGUUGGAAGCCUACCUCCCCCGGGAGCCCAAUGGCAGGCUCAGCUCCUGCCUCCGCUUCACCUACCCCCAGGCCCUCCCCAACACUACAUUAUGGGAAGAAGGGCAGAGUCUCAAGGAGCUGCAGGCUGAGGCCUCCACAGAGCCGUGCCCUCAGGGCUGGGAGUACGACCACUCAGAGUUCUCCUCCACCAUUGCAACCGAGACCCCUCCUUGCCUGACCCUGCAGUGGGACCUGGUGUGUGAGCAGAAAGGCCUGAACAGAGCCACUUCCACCUUCUUCUUCGCCGGUGUGCUGGUGGGGGCUGUGGCCUUCGGAUACCUGUCUGACAGGUUUGGGCGCCGCCGCCUGCUGCUGGUGGCCUAUGUGAGUUCCCUGGUGAUGGGCGUGGCCUCUGCAGCCUCUGUCAGCUACAUCAUGUUUGCAAUCAUCCGCACCCUCACUGGCGCAGCCCUGGCUGGCUUCACCAUCAUCGUGAUGCCACUGGAGCUGGAGUGGCUGGACGUGGAACACCGCACUGUGGCAGGUGUCCUGAGCAGCACCUUCUGGUCAGGGGGCAUGAUGCUGCUCGCUCUGGUUGGGUACCUGAUACGGGACUGGCGAUGGCUUCUGCUGGCUGUCACGCUGCCUUGUGUCCCAGGCAUCCUCAGCCUCUGGUGGGUGCCAGAGUCUGCACGCUGGCUCCUGACCCAGGGCCGCUUGGAGGAGGCCCACAGGUACCUGCUCUGCUGUGCCAAGCUCAAUGGGCGGCCUGUGGGUAAGGAUGGCCUGAGCCUGGAGGAGCUGAGCAAAGUGGCAGCUGCAGAGCGGGUGGUCCGAAGACCUUCAUACCUUGACCUGUUCCGAACACCACGGCUCCGACACAUCUCACUGUGCUGUAUGGUGGUGUGGUUUGCAGUGAACUUCUCCUAUUACGGCCUGAGCCUGGACUUGUCGGGGCUGGGGGUGAACGUGUACCUGACGCAGCUGCUGUUCGGGAUCGUGGAGCUGCCCUUCAAACUGCUGGUCUACUUGUUUGUGCGCUACGUAGGACGCCGUCUCACAGUCGCAGGAGCGCUGCUGGGCACCGCCCUCACCUUGGGCGCCAGGUUGCUGCUGUCCUCGGAGAUGGUGUCCUGGCGCACCGCCCUGGCGGUGCUAGGGAAAGGUUUUUCUGAAGCUGCCUUCACCACUGUCUACCUUUUUACCUCGGAGUUGUACCCUACUGUGCUCAGACAGACAGGGAUGGGGCUGACUGCACUGGUGGGCCGGCUGGGGGGCUCUUUGGCCCCACUGGCAGCCUUGCUGGAUGGAGUAUGGGUGUCACUGCCCAAGCUCACUUAUGGGGGGAUUGCCCUGCUGGCUGCCUGCACUGCCCUCCUGCUGCCAGAGACAAGGAAGGCACAGCUGCCAGAGACCAUCCAGGACGUGGAGAGGAAGAGGGCCCCAUCCGGCCUUCAGGAGGAACAGAUGCCCAUGAAGCAGGUCCACGACUGA